CUGUCUUACAGCCUCCUCCUCUUCCUCCUGUGAGAAGCAGAAUUUCCGAGCAGCCCCUGAAUGCACCCUCCUCAUCUUCCUCCUGUGAGAAGCAGAAGUUCCGCGCAGCCCCUGAAUGCACCCUCCUCAUCUUCCUCCUGUGAGAAGCAGAAUUUCUGAGCAGCCCCUGAAUGCACCCUCCUCCUCUUCCUCCUGUGAGAAGCAGAUUUUCCUCCUCACUGCCCCCAGCAGCCUCAGACUUGGAUCUCUGGCGUCUCGUUGGCCCGAGACCUGGUUCUGGAUGUGAAGCCGCCUCACAGACCUGAUCCUGGAAGAGAAGCGUCCUGACUGCGGCGGCGUCUUCCAGUGGGAUGCAGCUGUGUGAUGGGAGGAUCCAGCGGACACGAUGGGCAACAAGCAGACGACCUUCACCGAGGAGCAGCUGGAGGCGUAUCAGGACUGCACCUUCUUCACCCGGAAGGAAAUCCUGAGUCUGCAUGGAAGGUACCGGGAGCUGGCGCCUCACCUGGUGCCCCUGGACUACACCAACAACCCCGACAUCAAAGUCCCCUUGUCGCUCAUCGUCACCAUGCCUGAGCUGAAGGAGAACCUGUUCAGAGACAGGAUCGUGGAGACGUUCUCUGAGGACGGACAGGGGAACAUGAGCUUCAACGACUUCGUGGACAUGUUCUCUGCUCUCUGUGAAACCUCACCCAGAGAGCUGAAGACGGUCUACGCCUUCAAGAUCUACGACUUUAACCGGGACAACUUCAUCUGCAAGGAGGACCUGCAGAAGACCCUGAACAAGCUCACCAAAGGGGAGCUGACGGCGGAGGAGGUCACUCUGGUGUGCGAUAAAGCCAUCGAGGAGGCCGACCUGGACGGAGACAGCAAGCUSUCCUUCGCCGACUUCGAGAACAUGAUCUCCAAAGCUCCCGACUUCCUGAGUAACUUCCACAUACGAAUAUGAGACUGGGUCUCUUACAUCGACCCUGUAGAGGCAGAGUCAGAUGUUUCACUGGAACCCGUUUCUGCCUCGAAUCAGUGCCUGUCCUUUCCACCGAGAGUCUUCUUCCCCAGAGGACCGAGACCAGAACUCUGAGCAGCACAGGAGAUGGUUCUGGAUCCUCCCGUCUCUUUCUGUAGAUGUUGUUCUUGCACAAAGCUGUCCUCUGGACUAAACCCACGCAGUCUGUGACAGUUUAAGACAAACAAGUAGGACGAUGCUGCAGAACUUCAGUGCUUUGCAGUCUGUCAGCGCUACAGACCGGACUUUAGUCUAAAAGCACACUUUUAAAGGGCAAACAGUGAGGAGCUAUGCAAUCUUUCUUCCUGAUGUGCAUGAUGUAAAUAGCUUCCAGCUGGUGAGUUUGUUUUAGUAAAGUGUUCUGGUGCACACUGACAAUCAUAGUAAUUUGUAGCUCAGUUGAUGGAAGGGCUCUUUGUCAUCUCACCUGUAAGUCUGGCUUUCGUACUCUGUCUCCUGCCAACAGGUAACUCUAUCAAACAGCUUUUCAAUGUUUUCUGGCUCGAGUCAAAUAAAAACAUUUUCUGUCCAA
Messenger RNA from Austrofundulus limnaeus, 1538 nucleotides. Its product is annotated as calcium and integrin-binding family member 2. Gene Ontology annotation, molecular function: calcium ion binding; magnesium ion binding. Bases 386 to 949 code for a protein of 187 amino acids. Gene Ontology annotation, biological process: calcium ion homeostasis. Gene Ontology annotation, cellular component: cell periphery; cytoplasm; stereocilium. The transcript is spliced from 6 exons. NCBI's taxonomy places the organism in Eukaryota, Metazoa, Chordata, Actinopteri, Cyprinodontiformes, Rivulidae. The record is from RefSeq and is a predicted model, not a curated record.